UUUUCAUGUCCCGACAGUGAGUUGAGGAGCUGUGAUUGUGUUAUAGGAUUUAUUUGGCAUAGGCUUUAGCCAGACAGUAGCCUGCGAGUUAAACCGUCAAUUUGACAACUGUUGUGGACAUUAUAAUAUCGAGGUGAUUAGAGUACAUACCUUUUUUACCGCCAAGAUGUCCAUGCUGCGCUGCUCGCGCCCUCGGCUGCCACUAUCAGCAGCAGCAGGCCCGCGACCGAUCAUCGACAUCAUCCUCACCUUGAUGAUUUGCUCAACAUCCCAAGUAUCGGAGGGUGGAGCUAUUACAAGUUGGGAGACUGCGGACUACCUUUUCAGUGAGGAUGCCACCUGUCCUGAUACAGUCAGGAUAUUUGAGAGUGGGGACUAUGCUGAGAACAGGCUGACAGUUUUUCACAGCUUCUAUCUAGCUGCCUGUGAGAAAUGCCACAGUGUCAAGUCGGUGUGCAUCGGUCAUUAUGUGCUGCCUCCAGUCUCUGUCCAGGAGGGUAAGUAG
Messenger RNA from Coregonus clupeaformis (lake whitefish), 505 nucleotides. Its product is annotated as telomere repeats-binding bouquet formation protein 2-like. Gene Ontology annotation, biological process: homologous chromosome pairing at meiosis; meiotic attachment of telomere to nuclear envelope. NCBI's taxonomy places the organism in Eukaryota, Metazoa, Chordata, Actinopteri, Salmoniformes, Salmonidae. Gene Ontology annotation, cellular component: nuclear inner membrane. The record is from RefSeq and is a predicted model, not a curated record. The coding region runs from base 167 to 505 and encodes 112 amino acids. The transcript has 3 exons.